Messenger RNA from Chanos chanos (milkfish), 2475 nucleotides. RefSeq names its product E3 ubiquitin-protein ligase TRIM39-like. The record is from RefSeq and is a predicted model, not a curated record. The transcript has 9 exons. Lineage: Eukaryota; Metazoa; Chordata; Actinopteri; Gonorynchiformes; Chanidae. Gene Ontology annotation, molecular function: metal ion binding; protein binding; nucleic acid binding. Bases 1 to 2475 code for a protein of 824 amino acids.
AUGCUGGCCACCUUCACCCUGACCAAUGCUGCCCCACAAGACCCCACUUUCAACAGAGGCUCCUGGAAGGUGCAUGAGAAGCACGUGUCAGAUUUAAUGGGGGGAGUCUGCCGAAACGGAGCUUUCGUUGUGACUGGUGUGAUACCAGGCAAUCAUCCGAUUGGCAACAAUUUCUUUGGUAAUCGUGCACCUCCGCUGGGACUGAGAGGCCAAAAUAACAACCGCUACAGGGAGAUAUGCCAGUGUCUCCCGAACCAGAACAAUCAGCUGCUUAUUACAGCAUAUCGUUACGCUACACUUUAUGACACAGAGAAUAAGAUCCCAGUCUACUCAGCUUAUGAGUUUACAGGGCAUGAGCAUGUUGACAGAGAAGAUUCCUGGUGGAUUGAGCCUCAGCUUGAUGGAGGUAAACAGCAAUGCAUGGGACGUUCAAUUACCAUCAACCCAGCAAACAGGGGCCGGCAUCAAGCCUUAAGUUCUGACUAUGAAAGCUCUGGCUAUGAGAGGGGCCACCUGUUCCCAGUCUACCACACCAGAACGUAUGAUGCAAUGCUGGCCACCUUCACCCUGACCAAUGCUGCCCCACAAGACUCCACUUUCAACAGAGGCUCCUGGAGGAAGCAUGAGGAGUGUGUGUCGUGUUUCAUGGAGGAAGCGUGUCAAAACAGAAAAGCUUUCGUUGUAACUGGUGUGGUACCAGGGGUCCGGAAGAUUGGCAACGGUGUCAGAGUAGCCAAAAUGUACUGGCGGGCCUUCUGCUGCAGGACAGUUGUAGGACCAAAUAACAUGGGUCCAGUGUACUCAGCAGGUUAUAUUGGUCCAGACCAGAAUGCAAUGGCUUCUUUCCUGUCACCGUCCUCGCCCUCACCCAGUAACGAUGCACCAGUUCGGAUUGCAGAGCACCUGAACUGCUCCAUCUGUCUGGACCUGCUGGAGAACCCUGUCACCACCACCUGUGGUCACACCUUCUGCUCCACCUGCCUGGACCGUCACAGACACUACAAUGAUCUGGUGUGUCCGCUCUGUAAGCAAGUUCUGCGAGUCAGGCCAGAUGUGAACGUGAUUCUCAGAGCUCUAGUUGAUGAGCUACAUGAAGCCAGGCGUCCAAACCCUGAUGAGUUCACGGGAGCUCCAGGAGAAGUGGCAUGUGACGUCUGCAGUGGAAAUCGGAGGCUGAAGGCUGUGAAGUCCUGUCUGGUGUGUGUGGCGUCGUACUGCAACUUGCAUGUGGAACAGCACCGAUCCACACCACGACUGAAAGGCCAUCACCUGGUGGCCCCAGUGGAGGAACUGGACCAGAGGGCGUGUCUGACCCACGGUCGACCCCUGGAGCUGUACAGCUGUGAGGAGGGAAAAUGUAUCUGUGCUCUGUGUGUGCAGGAGGGCAGGCAGGUUGUUCCCAUAGAAACAGAGAGGAACAGGAGACAGGAGGAGUUGAGAGGCAUUAAAGAGAACAUGGAAAAAAUGAUUCAGGAGAGAGAAGACAAAGUCAAAGAAAUUGAGUGGGCAGUGGAUCAGUGUAAGACUCAGAUACACAGACAGGAGGGGGAGAUUAAGGAGGUAUUUGAGGCUUUGAUGGCAGCAGUGAAGGAGGCCGAGAGGGAGGCGCUAGAACCUUUUGAAGAGAGGAGGAGAUGCCUAAAAGAAGAGGUUGAGGGGCUGACCACCGAACUGAAGAGGGAGAUCGGUGAAUGCAGCGAGGUCAUCGCUGAAAUAGAUCGAAUCACUUAUGUUGAAGACCAUGUUCACUUCCUGCGGAGUUACCCAUCGAUGCCCGAGAGCAGUAGAGAGUGGACAGAUGUGGCCGUUAAGGCUGAGUUAACUUUUGGGUCCAUGCAGAAAAGCUUGGUGGCUAUGAGAGCUCAAAUUGAUGCAGAACUUGAGAAACUCUCCCGUCUUGAAAUUGGGAGGAUCAGGAAGUUUGCAGCUGAUGUUACUUUCGACCCAGAUACAGCAAAUGCUCAGCUAGUUCUGUCGGAUGAUGGAAAGGAAGUGAGAGAUGGAGGGGUAAAACAAGACAUCCCAGACAACGAUGAAAGAUACGACUUGUUCGGCUGUGUCCUGGGUCAGAACCAGCUGACCUCUGGCAGGGCUUACUGGGAGGUUGAUGUCUGGGAAAAGACAGGAUGGGAUUUGGGUGUGGCAGCUGAGGAUGCCAACAGGAAGGGCAAGAUCUCCCUAAAGCCCAGUCAGGGUUACUGGGCCAUUGUGCAUUGUAAUGAGAAUCUUUACUGUGCACUGGAGGAUCCUCCUGUCCGUCUUCCUGUCCCAGAGAAAGUCCAGAAAGUGGGGGUGUUUGUGGACUAUGAGGAGGGUCUGGUGUCCUUCUAUAAUGUGGAGGCCAGAUCGCAUAUUUACACCUUCACUGACUGCAACUUCAAGGAAACUCUCCGCCCAUAUUUCAGCCCCCAUUUUCGCCAAAGUGGGAGAAACUCAAGUCCAUUGGUCAUCUGUCAUGUCAGUCAAAAUGACUGA